AUGAGCUACGUCCGGCGCAUGACGCCAACCGACCUGCUCUCUUUGAAUUUAACGAAUCUCGACCCUCUCACGGAAAAUUAUGAUCUGGGCUUUUACCUCAACUACUUGAUGCGCUGGCCCUCGCUGUUCAGCGUAGUACAAGGUCACGAUGCAGGAAUUGUGGGUUAUAUCAUGGGUAAGCUAGAGGAACAGCCGGCGGCCCUACGACAGUCUGAACACUAUACCCCCUGGCACGGCCAUAUUACCGUAUUAACGGUUGCUCCCUCGUCGAGACGGCUUGGCCAUGCACGGCGGUUGACAGAGAGCCUGGAGCAUGUGUCAGACAACAACGAUGCGUGGUUUGUCGAUCUAUAUGUACGCGCAACAAACAAGGUCGCCGUUGACAUGUACAAAGGCAUGGGGUAUUCCGUCUUUCGACGUGUGGUCAGCUACUAUCAAGAUGAUCCGAGCGGAAUGUCCGAGGAAGGCGAAGAUGCUUUCGACAUGCGGAAACCAUGCAGUCGAGAUAAAGACCUCAUACACGUUCGCGAAAAUGGAGAGGGCUUUCCAGUCAGUCCUGAGGAUGUUUAUUAA
This is a messenger RNA of Talaromyces rugulosus, 573 nucleotides long. RefSeq lists its product as uncharacterized. Gene Ontology annotation, biological process: N-terminal peptidyl-methionine acetylation. The record is from RefSeq and is a predicted model, not a curated record. The transcript is spliced from 3 exons. The coding region runs from base 1 to 573 and encodes 190 amino acids. Gene Ontology annotation, cellular component: NatB complex. Gene Ontology annotation, molecular function: protein-N-terminal amino-acid acetyltransferase activity. Lineage: Eukaryota; Fungi; Ascomycota; Eurotiomycetes; Eurotiales; Trichocomaceae.